Molecule: messenger RNA, 1423 nt
Organism: Gigantopelta aegis
Lineage: Eukaryota; Metazoa; Mollusca; Gastropoda; Neomphalida; Peltospiridae
Product: protein PERCC1-like
Source: RefSeq, a predicted model, not a curated record
GGCCUAAUCCGCCAAUCUGAACACCUUGACACACAGACACAACACGAGCAGGUGCGAAGAACACGUGGCACAGGUGGGCAGAUGACAUCGACAUUGUACAGGCGAUGAGCUGCUAAUGGUACUAGACACGGCCCCAAGGACGGAGCUAAGCUAUCGACCUCGAUUUUAAGGAGUGAACGAUGUGCACAGAGACGUUAUUCAAAUAUGUUUUAAAGCACACUGCGUAUUGUUAUCAGUUCUUCUAAACAUGUAUUGAAAGAAAGAAGUAAAAAAAAAAAAACGAAAAAAAAACCCACAAAAAAAUCUACAAAUACAGUAUCAACCAUGAAUUAAUUUUUCGUAUAUAUUUUCCUGACACGAAAGUUGAUACGUUGUUGAAUUCUUCAUGUUGGAAAGUUAAUUAAUAUUCAUGUCGGUCACGCUGUGUGCUCGAAACAUGCACGUUGAACACGUGACCCCGUCUUUGACCUCUCUGUCGGAAGAUCGCAGUGCGCCGAUUGAUCCACGUCCGUUUCGGGAAUCAGUUCUGAAAAUAAACCAUGAAGUGUCUUCGAAAGUGUCGGAGGAGAAGGAAAGCGACGAGUUCGAGGAACAGAUGGACGAGGAAGACUUCAGCGACCACGAUUCGCAUUACUCCGAGGAUCUGUCGGACGACUUCAUGGAGUUACAGUACAAGCAGACGACACAGAGACAACCGGAUAUGGCGGAGCGGCUGCUGAAGUUUUCUGAAAUGAUUAACGCCGAUAUCAAGAAAUUCUUCGGGAGAAAAAAAGGUGAAGAAGAUUCUUGCGAUAUUUACGAAGACAAAUGGCUGCCGACCAAAUCGGGACGAGAACUAUAUUACGCCGACUUACUGAGGAUAGCGCAGGGAGAUGGCGAUAUUAUAAAGGGAGGUAAGAAAUGUGUUUCUCCAGUCUCAACUCAUCAAGACGUGGACAAUAGAAAUACGUUCAGCGGUAGGGACAAAAGUUUAGGUUUAGGACCUUUGGGUGAUCUGUUUGAGUAUGGCUUAAGACACUUCCUUUUGGACAAGAAAACAAGCGACAAGAGAUUAAAACAGUUAAAAAUCGAUUUUAAGAAGCACGACGGAGUAACUCCAAUGCAUAAUCGUGUGUUUCCGGAAUCGUUUUGGAUGGAACCAAAAACUGAACAGACAGACAAGCGAACAGACAGAACAGCUCCCGGAAUCCUCAACUCGUCAAAACCACCUGAUUUUAGUGACUUAUUAAAGAGCUGGACAGGCGGUGAGCAAGCAACGUAUAACAGUGAGUUGUGUUCGAACGAUUCCAGCAUCCCAUCACCCGGCGCGGUAAUACAAGCGUUAUAGCAGUGUGAAAUGUGUGUAGUCCGUAGUGUGAACACUGAACACGUAUACAUGUGGGCUGAAAUAACAGUACUAUGUUCGCUGCAGUGUCAAGGAACA